Chironomus riparius is the source of this 1152-nucleotide messenger RNA. The record is from the annotation of a GenBank genome assembly. NCBI's taxonomy places the organism in Eukaryota, Metazoa, Arthropoda, Insecta, Diptera, Chironomidae.
AUUGUUAUUAUUUCUUUAUUGCACAAACUUUUCAAUUGAAUUAAAAUUAAAAAGAUAAGAUGAACGAUAGUUUAGUGAAAAUUAACAGUUCCUUCGUUUCUGAGCGUAUCAAUAAGAUACGAUUUAUAGAGGAAGAACAACAGCAAUUGGAACCGACAAAUUUCUUAACUGCAUCGUCAGAAAUUAAAAAUAAUGUGAAAUUAUGGAAGUUGGAAAGAAACAAGUAUGCAGAUGAGUUUAUUGAAAAUGAAUUUACACCAAAAGUGAUCUCAAAACUGACUCUUGAUGGCGAAGAAACUACUGGACUCGAAAUAAUAGAUCAUAAUAACUUUGCUGUAUCUUGUGGAAGUAGCGUGUUUUUAAUAUAUAUCAAUCGAGAUGCUAAUAUUAUUCGACAAAAUUUUAAAUUUAGUGAUAUACACUCAUUUAAAACUACUGGAUCUACAUUAUGCACUGGUAUUUCAGUUUCCGGUGAAAACAUUAGUACCAUUGGCGAAGAUGGAAGAAUUAAUAUAUUAUCUGCAAACAGUCAGAAGAUUGUAACUACACUCGAGAAUACAGAUUCCGUUACACAAACAGCAGUUUGUUUCAACUAUAAACAACUAAUAACAGGAAAUCGUAUGGGAAUUUUAAAGACUUUCGAUUUAAGAUGUACUAAAAGAGAUCCAUCGUCAGUAUUUGAAAUAUCUUCACAGGAUCAAAAGAAGUGUUAUGGUGUAACUAGCAUCAUUCAUCAUCCAACACAAAAUCAUAUAAUCUUAUGUGGGUCAGAAGAAGGCUCUAUAACAGUUUAUGAUCUUAGAAAUCCUUCAUUUCCUGCAAGUUACCUCUGUUCACACAACUAUGCUAUUACUGAGCUUAUGUUUCAUCCAACUCAACCAGAUAAAUUAUUUUCUGCCUCGGCUAAUGGUGAAUUAUGGAAGUGGACUCAAAAUAUGAUGCAAAAUAUUACGCAAGACUAUGAUGGAAAUAACCAGGUGGAUUCUAUAAACUCAUGGCUGAAUGGAGAACGAGCCAAAAAUAAAAUAUCAAUUACAACAAUGCUGAGCGGCUUAAGAAAGUCCAUUACAUCCAUUGAUUGCUCAAAGCAAUCGCGAUUAAUCUGUUCAAGUAAUAAUGAAGCCGUCUAUAUAAUUGAUAAUUCAUUUUAAG